This is a messenger RNA of Tripterygium wilfordii, 2649 nucleotides long. Its product is annotated as proline--tRNA ligase, cytoplasmic-like. The coding region runs from base 654 to 2405 and encodes 583 amino acids. Gene Ontology annotation, biological process: prolyl-tRNA aminoacylation. The transcript is spliced from 14 exons. The record is from RefSeq and is a predicted model, not a curated record. Gene Ontology annotation, cellular component: cytoplasm; aminoacyl-tRNA synthetase multienzyme complex. Gene Ontology annotation, molecular function: proline-tRNA ligase activity; ATP binding. NCBI's taxonomy places the organism in Eukaryota, Viridiplantae, Streptophyta, Magnoliopsida, Celastrales, Celastraceae.
CCAAAUCAGAAAAAUCAUGGAAAAAUCCAAAUCCCUAAAACCCCAUAUCAUUACCGGCUUUUAUGGCCUAAACUUCCCAAAUCUGUUGACAUUAAACCCUAGUCACAAACUGCCGUCGGCGAUCGCUUUCGCUUUGACGCUAUAUAUACAUCUGCAGUCCCUGUCCCCCUCUCUGAUUUGUCUUUCGGUCUUUAUCAAGACAAGUUUUCUUUUGCUGAUAGAGCUGAAGUUGAAACAGUUGAUCCAUGUGAUUUUUUGUUCGUCGAAGGUUGAGUUUUUUUGGACCAUCCAGCCCGUUGAGUCUUGCCGAACAACACGGUCGAGGCGGCAAUCUCCAUUCUAGACCGUCGAGGUUGCGCAGGCCGACGUCGGCAGUGGUGGCGGAACUCCACUCUAAUUUGUUCUUCGAAGACGUUGAGGGAGAUGGGGUGUGACUAAAGCUCCCCAUAUUUUAAUGAAUGACAAAUUUUGCUUCCAGAAAGCAUUUGGGUAGAUCCAUGCCCCAAAAUUUGCUCUUCAGCGCUAUCUUCAGUUUCUGUGAUGAGCAAUGGGAGAUUCCAUUUCGAUUAUGGUGUUUUGAAGUCCCUGUUUGAUAUAACAAUUUGGAGAUUCUUUGGUUUUCCUUCUUCUCAUUACUAGAAUAAAGGGAGAAAAUGUCUACCCGAACUGUACAAAAUAUUCGAGUUGAUUUCAAGCAUCUCGCAGCUAGAGCUAGAUCUGGUUUAACCCGCAUUUUUGGGGUUCCCACUCCUCGAUCUAGCUAUGCCAUAAAGGCAAAAGUCGUUACUCGUGGGAAGAAAAAGACUGCCAUCAAAGCUUCAAGCAGAUUGGUACUUCAACGGUCCUAUAGUUCCAUUGGAGGUAUGGCCGGCGAUGAUGCAAAGAAGUCCAAGCCCAAGGCUAAUGCAAGCGGCGGAGGGAAAAAGAAAGAGAUGAAGAAAGAGACUGGUCUUGGGAUUUCGUAUAAGAAGGAAGACAACUUUGGAGAGUGGUAUUCAGAGGUUGUUGUCAAUGCUGAAAUGAUCGAAUACUAUGAUAUCUCUGGCUGCUAUAUUCUGAGGCCAUGGACGAUGGCUGUUUGGGAGAUCAUGCAAGCAUUCUUUGAUGCAGAAAUUAAGAAAAUGAAAAUAAGGAACUGCUACUUCCCUCUUUUUGUAUCUCCUGGUGUUCUAGAGAAGGAGAAGGAUCACAUAGAGGGUUUUGCUCCAGAGGUGGCAUGGGUGACAAAAUCUGGGAAAUCUGACUUGGAAGUUCCUAUUGCAAUUCGCCCAACUAGUGAGACUGUUAUGUAUCCGUACUAUUCUAAGUGGAUUAGGGGACACCGUGACUUGCCUUUGAAGCUUAACCAGUGGUGCAAUGUUGUUCGAUGGGAGUUCAGCAAUCCUACACCAUUUAUCAGGAGCCGAGAGUUUCUUUGGCAGGAAGGGCAUACUGCUUUUGCAACAAAGGCUGAGGCAGAUGAGGAGGUCUUGCAGAUAUUGGAAUUGUAUAAACGUAUAUACGAGGAGUUCUUGGCAGUUCCUGUUAUAAAGGGCAAAAAGAGUGAAAUGGAGAAGUUUGCUGGUGGCCUAUACACAACAAGUGUUGAGGCAUUUAUUCCCAACACUGGUCGUGGUAUACAAGGUGCAACUUCACAUUGUUUGGGCCAAAAUUUUGCAAAAAUGUUUGAGAUAAACUAUGAGAAUGAGAAGGGGGAGAAGUCUAUGGUGUGGCAGAACUCUUGGGCCUAUAGUACACGAACGAUUGGGGUGAUGGUGAUGGUUCAUGGGGACGACAAAGGCCUGGUGUUGCCACCUAAAGUUGCAUCUGUUCAAGUUAUUGUAAUUCCAAUUCCUUAUAAAGAUGCCGAUACGAAGGGAAUCUUUGAUGCCUGUGCUGCUACUGUUGAGACCUUGUGUGGAGCAGGAAUCCAUGCUGAGGCUGAUUUCAGAGAUAAUUACUCACCUGGCUGGAAAUAUUCUCACUGGGAAGUGAAAGGUGUUCCUUUAAGAAUUGAAAUCGGCCCGAAAGACUUGGCCAAUAACCAGGUACGUGCUGUGCGGCGCGACAAUGGAGCAAAAAUAGAUAUAAGUAGGGUCAAUUUGGUUGAGGAAUUGAAAGACUUGAUCGACAAUAUUCAACAAAGCCUGUUUGAUGCUGCAAAACAAAGGCGAGAUUCUUGCAUCCAAGUCAUAAAUACCUGGGAUGAAUUUAGGGAGGCUCUCGGUCAAAGGAAAUUGAUCUUAGCUCCUUGGUGUGAUGAGGAGGAGGUGGAGCAAGAUGUAAAGGCAUGUACAAAAGGUGAGAUGGGAGCAGCUAAGACACUUUGUUCUCCAUUUGAUCAGCCAGAACUUCCUGAAGGCACAAAAUGCUUUGCUUCGGGGAAGCCCGCUCGGAAAUGGACAUACUGGGGAAGAAGUUACUAGUGCCUGUUUGGCACAGCGGUACCCAAUUUUGUAGACUGCAAGAUACAGCUAGACCCAAUUUUGUAGACUGCAAUUCAUAGAGAGAUUCUGCUUUCGAACUGUUGAUGUGCCUUUCAUCAAUUAAGUCUUUGUUUGCCAUGCCAGAUUAAAGUGCAAAGUUUGAAAGAUCGGAUACACUUAAUAUGUUUUAACAAAAGAAAUAGAUUUAUGAAAGCAAUGCUGGGGAGAAUCUUUCAGAGUGGUG